Messenger RNA from Myxozyma melibiosi, 2427 nucleotides. RefSeq lists its product as uncharacterized. Gene Ontology annotation, biological process: primary miRNA processing; mRNA processing. Bases 1 to 2427 code for a protein of 808 amino acids. The transcript has 2 exons. Gene Ontology annotation, cellular component: nuclear body. The record is from RefSeq and is a predicted model, not a curated record. Lineage: Eukaryota; Fungi; Ascomycota; Lipomycetes; Lipomycetales; Lipomycetaceae.
AUGUAUCAUAACCGGUCUAACCCGUCCUCUCACAUCGAUCGAUACUCGAGCGGACCGCGGCGCGACAACCGCGAUUCUCGUGACUACGACUCUCGCGAUCGUCGCGAUAGCGAUUACUCUUCUCGUGGCUCCUACCGAUCUCGAGAUGACGCAAAGUCCGCUCCAUCCGAAUACGCCGGAUCAAGCUCAACCUCCUCGGGAAAAUAUCAGGAUCCUUACAAACUCACAUUUCAAGUUCCGUUCACUCAAUUCUGUGAGUGGGUCAAGCAAAAUCUCCCGGUCGAGGACAACCUACCUACCACCGACGAGCUAUAUUCAAAGUACGACAAGUACAAGCUAGAUCUGUACGCCCGGAUCGCCCGCGGGUUCGUCGUCCAGCAUAUCAAUGACGUGUGGUUCAAAGAGCGCUACGUCCCCGAGAUCGCAGAUCCGAUCAAAGGGAGCCUGGUUGAUUAUAGGAAGAAGCUGUAUGAUGAUUUUUUCGAAGAUUUGGAGUCGGGAAAAUAUGACCAAUUCUCUUUAGAUGGGUCUCGACCUGGCAUUCCCACAACCUCCAGUAAUGGAAAAGACGAGAUCAAACCCUCCGAUUCGGCCGCAAAGCCUGAAGCGACAGACGCGGCAACAAUGGAUGUCGACACGGCCGCCUCAGAGAAUGCCGAUUCCGAUCGCAAAAAAGAAGAUGAGGAAGGUGAGGAGGCCGUUCCAGAAGACGGUGAAGAGGCUACCGCCACAGAUCACUCCACAGCUUCGCAUGACCAGAAAGUCCUAAUCAUCAAAUCCAUCGCUCCAAAUAUCUCUCGCGCACAGCUCAUGGACCUAGUCAAAACUGUACCCGGCUUCCAGUUCCUAUCACUCUCAGAUCCAAACCCUACAAAGCGCUACUAUAGAAUCGGAUGGGUGAUGCUAUCUGACGAUAGCGACCCUAAAGUUGCCAUGGAAAUGCUCGAAGGAAAGUCAAUCUCGACCGCUGACGAAACUGGCUCGAGCGAAUUUUCCGAGUUUGUCGUGCACGUCGGUAUUCAUUCAAUGUCUCGACCUAUGAAGCGGAAAUAUCUUUUCCCGUACCUCUCUUCUAGCGCACAGAUUCGCAAGGAUUGCACGACAGCAAAAUCAGUCGCAGAAAAGUUCGAGAAAGAGUUCAACGACCCGAACUACUUGGGUGGAAUUGACAAAAUCUAUAGCCAUGCUGAGAAGCUUGCCACUGAGAGCUUUCGCGCUGCCUCUCUUGCAAAGAAAGAGGACAUAGACGAUCAGGAUGAGGAAGGGAUGGUCGUUGAAGAGGACGACGACUCUCGGCUUCAGGAUGAGAUCAGCAAAAAGCAGUUUGAUCUCACCUAUCUCUACCUCAGACUAGUGUAUGCCUUUUGUUUUUACUGUAUCUCAGGCUGUGACUCGAUAUGCGACCUGAAUAAGAAAUGUCCUGCUGGCCAUUUACGAAGGACAGCUCCAGGACCCGACGCGGACGAGGAGACGAAAAAGAGCUUUGAGGUUCCAGACGCUCGAGUUGAGCAAUGGCUGCGGUCAUGGGAGGAGAAGCUCAGUCUAUUCAUCACCCCAGGGUCGGCCAAUGUCACAAAAUAUGGAGGGUUGCCUAUUGACGAGCUGGUGGAGAAGGAGAUUUCCAGCCACGUGCGAAAUGAAGACGAGGCCAAGUCUCGAUGUAAAGUCGGUACGUGCACCAAGCUUUUCAAGGCGGAGGAAUUCGUAAAGAAACAUAUUGCCAAAAAGCAUCCUGAUUUCAUUGCUGCUGUUGAGCAAGAAGGUGCUCUUCUUAAUGCAUACGUCCUGGAUGCGUGCCGAAUUCUUCCUGCCCGCUCUGAAGGCCCGCUGCCGCUGGCACCAGUCGAUAGCACACCCGCCGAACCAGACUAUCAAAGCAUUUUCACAAGCUCAAACAUGGUUUCAAUCUUCGGCGGCCUACCGAUCGUGAUCCCACCCACUCUUCAGAACAACGGAAGAGCAGCGAGCGGUAACGGCCUCAAUGGGCUCCACCAUGCCGAUCCCUUUGAAGCCAGCCUAAUGUCGUCUUCCCCGCCAAGCUCGAAGAACAAGCGAUCGUCGCUGCCGUUCAACUCAAACACGCCCGUGAACAGAGGCCGGGACCAAGAAUGGCGCCCAAGUGACCGGAAUAGGGGCCCUCAUCGCUCGCGCAGUCCCCAGCCGCGCGACAGGGGCGACUACCGAGAUCGACGGGAGUACCGGGACCGAUCAGACUACCGCGACGACCGGCGCGACCGCGAUUACAGACGGGAUUAUCCUCCGAUCGACCGCUACCGCGGCCGCGGCGAGCGCAGUCGUGAUCGAGAUUACCGCGAUAGACCGCCUGCGAGAGAUGAUCCCAGGGCUGGGAAGGUCGGGGAUCCUAGAGGUCGGAGUCUGAGAAGUUAUGAGGACAUUGCACCUGAAAAGAUCGAGCUGGAGUAUUAG